UUAUGUGAUUUGCGCCUAUAGUGCGCACAAAGAAAACAGUGGAGAAACGGCGCAGAGCAAAGUGUGGGGUUUGUGAAAUUUGCGCCUAAAUCUAAAUCUGGAUCCACCAACACAACAAUGGCUUCGCUUCCCGCGUUCCGCUAUCUACUCUUCAGCCACCUCUAUCGCCACCCUUUGCUACCCUCAGUUCUCCACAGAAAACUCUCAAUCCCGUUUCCCCAUUCUCGCUUAUCUUCCACUCCCAAACUCCGUGCUAUCCCUAGAGAUAAUUAUAAUAAUCAUACUCUGAUGCUGAAGACAGAUGAGAGGGUGUGGGGGUCUGGAACACUGAACCCUUCUAAUCCCCCGUUUACCAAUUCAAGCACCAUUGCGGCCAUUGUCACUUCAUUGGCUGGACCGCCGGCUGCCGUUGGGAUAGUCCGCCUUUCGGGGCCGUCUGCGGUGUCGAUUGUUGGCCGUCUUUUUCGUUCCUUGAAGAAGAAGAAGAGGAGAAAGGACGACCCUUCUGAAUGGAGGCCUAAAAGCCAUGUUGUGGAGUAUGGUGUAGUUUCUGAUUCUCGCGGGAAUGUGAUUGAUGAGGUUUUGGUUGUUCCCAUGUUAGCUCCAAAAUCAUACACUCGAGAAGAUGUGGUAGAGCUUCAGUGUCAUGGAAGUGAAGUAUGCUUGAAUCGUGUGUUGAGGGCUUGUCUGGAGGCUGGGGCUAGGCUUGCCGAGCCAGGCGAGUUCACUCUUCGUGCAUUCUUAAAUGGGCGUUUAGACCUCUCUCAGGCUGAGAAUGUGGAAAAACUUGUAUCAGCUAAGUCAAUGGCUGCUGCUGAUGCUGCAUUGGCAGGACUACAGGGAGGUUUCUCUUCUUUGGUAAAAUCUCUAAGAAUGCAGUGCAUUGAGUUGCUUACUGAGAUUGAAGCUCGACUAGAUUUCGAUGAUGAGAUGCCGCCCCUGGACUUGAACAUAAUUAUGGAGAAAAUAUAUGGGAUGUUGAGAGAUGUGGACAGUGCACUGGAAACUGCCAACUAUGAUAAGCUUCUGCAGUCUGGAUUACAGAUUGCAAUUGUUGGUAGACCAAAUGUUGGAAAAUCAAGCCUUCUUAAUGCAUGGAGCAAAACUGAGAGAGCAAUAGUUACGGAUAUUGCUGGAACCACGAGGGAUGUAAUAGAAGCUAGUAUUUCUGUCUGUGGUAUCCCCGUCAUCCUUCUUGAUACAGCGGGUAUAAGAGAAACUGAUGAUGUAGUGGAGAAAAUUGGUGUGGAGCGAUCUGAAAAAGUUGCUGAAAAUGCUGAUGUAAUUAUAAUGACUGUUAGUGCAACAGAGGGUUGGACUACAGAGGAUGCUAGACUUCUUGAAAGAAUUCAAAGCAACAAGACUGCAUCAGGGUCGAGUUCUCCAAUAAUUCUAGUAGUCAACAAAAUAGACUGUGCUCCAUUUGCUUCUGAAUUGGUCGAUGCAUGUGGCUUCUCUUUUAACAAGAAGAUUUUUACCUGUGCUGUCACUGGUCAUGGAAUUCAAGAUCUGGAGGCAGCAAUAGUCGAGAUUGUGGGUCUCAACAAGAUUCCUGCAGGGGGUCGCAAAUGGACUGUCAACCAGAGGCAGUGUGAGCAACUUAUUCGGGCAAAAGAUGCAUUCACCAGGCUCAAGUCUUCAAUAGCAGAGGAGCUGCCCUUUGAUUUUUGGACGAUUGAUCUAAGGGAAGCUGCGCUGGCCCUUGGGCAAAUUAGCGGAGAUGAUAUUUCUGAAGAGAUAUUAACUAACAUAUUUGGAAAAUUCUGCAUUGGGAAAUAGUUUCUUUUUCUUUCUACUUUUUAUCCGGUGUAUACUGCCAACAUUAUACAGACUAUUACUCUUGAUGAAAUUGAUUACUUCAUAAAAUGACAGCAAAGGAAGAAACAUUAAGA
Molecule: messenger RNA, 1892 nt
Organism: Ipomoea nil (Japanese morning glory)
Lineage: Eukaryota; Viridiplantae; Streptophyta; Magnoliopsida; Solanales; Convolvulaceae
Product: tRNA modification GTPase MnmE
Exons: 10
Coding region: 118-1779 (553 amino acids)
Biological process (GO): tRNA wobble uridine modification; tRNA methylation
Cellular component (GO): cytoplasm; cytosol
Molecular function (GO): GTP binding; GTPase activity; protein binding
Source: RefSeq, a predicted model, not a curated record